GGGUGUAACCCGGAUGUUCGGUUAGACAACGCGGAAGUACGGGAUAGAGUGAUUUGCUUAACUGAAAAGUGAACCAAACAGCAAAAACAAUCCGUUGAAAAUCUUGGGCAUAGGCAUAUUUGAGUAUAUAACUACGACUGCAAUCCAAAUAGAGAGUAGUGAGACAGACAGUGGUGAGUCAGGCUGCAAUGAAGGAGGCAAAGGAGAUAUACAGAGAGAGGAAGUAUUGAAGCAAGCAGGGAGAGAGCCUCCCAGUUGCUGCACUUCUUCACUUUACUUCAACUGUUUCCCGGCUCCAAUCAGCUGCCCCCACGUAUCGGAAUUCCACUGCUGCUCCAGACCCCCCCUGCUGCCUCUCGGCGUGGCCCAGCCCAGGCCCUUUUAUUCAGGAUAGCAUCUGCACAGCUCCAUGGCAGGUCGUGGAGCACCGGCACGACCCAACAGCCCGGCGGCAGGCAACAAGAUCUGCCAGUUCAAGCUGGUGCUGCUGGGAGAAUCGGCGGUGGGCAAGUCCAGCCUGGUGCUGCGGUUUGUCAAGGGACAGUUUCAGGAGUACCAAGAGAGCACCAUCGGAGCUGCCUUCCUCACACAGACUGUCUGCCUGGAUGACACAACGGUCAAGUUUGAGAUUUGGGACACAGCAGGCCAGGAGCGAUACCACAGUCUGGCGCCCAUGUACUACAGGGGAGCCCAAGCGGCCAUUGUGGUCUACGACAUCACCAACACAGACACUUUUACGCGAGCAAAGAACUGGGUGAAGGAGCUGCAGAGACAAGCCAGCCCCAACAUCGUCAUCGCUCUGGCCGGGAACAAGGCCGACAUCGCCAACAAAAGAGCCGUCGAACUCCAGGAAGUACAGGCCUAUGCUGAUGAUAACAGUCUACUGUUCAUGGAGACUUCAGCCAAGACUGCUAUGAAUGUCAAUGAAAUCUUCAUGGCCAUAGCCAAGAAGCUGCCCAAGAACGAGGCGCAAGGUGGAGGCGGGGCAGGGGGCCGGACCAGGACUGGAGUGGACCUUCAGGAGCCCGCCCCCCAGGGCCGCAGCGGCCAAUGCUGUGGCGGGAGCAAUUAGCCGAUAGCCAAUGAACUGACCAAGCGAGCCCAGAACACGAAUAUUGUCAAGACGACAACGGUUCACGGCAUAGAGAGGAAUGACGCGGGAACCGUUCUCACCGACCAUACUUAAACUGAGAUUAACAGCCGAGCUGAUCUGUUACCCCCCCCCCCUUGAAUCAAAAGGAGUCCCUUUUUUAAACCAUAAGCUAGAGGGAAUCAAUGCGACCCUCUCACAUACUCUCUAUCCCUCUCUCUUUUACCCUCAAUCAAUCCCUCUACUAUACUGCCCUUUCAAUCAUCCCCCUCUCACUUUAUUUGAAUACUAACUGGAUUAUGUCUUAAUGCUCUUUUUAAAGGACAUCAAUCAUACCAUCAGCUAUUAGCCUUUUUGUCCAGGUGGCAGGAGCAUUUUGCGAUUCUUUUUUAAAAUCUUUUUUUUCUUCUUUUAUCCAAUCAUUUUCUUCCUUCUAUGUUGAUCUUCUUCAUCUGGAAACAGGAAAAGAUGCUCCAAGGGGACAAUGUGUCUUACACUGUUUCUCCAGAUCUGUCCAUUUUAUAAAUGAUUAUUAGCCUAUGUUUAUUAUUACCGCUGUUCUUCUGGCACGUGUGGGGGAUGAUUUGAUAGAACACACCUAAUGUGGUUUCCGACACAUGAUACAAAUUCAACUGUAACGGUAACGCAGUGUGCAUUUCACAGCUAGUACACCAUACAGUCAUCUUUAGCAUCAUGUUUUUGAAUCUAAGAUAAAUGUAAGAAUACAUUGUAAGACCUGAAAAUAAUAAAAGAAGAUGGCAAGAUUGUCUUGGCCAAAAUGUAAA
Coregonus clupeaformis (lake whitefish) is the source of this 1875-nucleotide messenger RNA. Its product is annotated as ras-related protein Rab-5C-like. Gene Ontology annotation, molecular function: GTPase activity; GTP binding. The transcript has 7 exons. NCBI's taxonomy places the organism in Eukaryota, Metazoa, Chordata, Actinopteri, Salmoniformes, Salmonidae. The record is from RefSeq and is a predicted model, not a curated record. Bases 410 to 1072 code for a protein of 220 amino acids.